GUUCUUUAGCGUCUACGCACAGGACGAAUCCGAGCCAUAUUUUUCUAUUUGAUGAAUUUUGAGCAGAUUAUUGUACAUGAAUAGGUAUAGUUAUUUAAAAAUUACCAUUAUGUGCAUCUUAAAACAAUUUUAUUCGUAUUGGAAGACUAUUUUAUAAGAAUCCAAACGACAUUUGACAGCUUGCACAAGUCAAACACAUGAUCCACUUCAGUAGAACACAGUUAAACAAAUAGGGUCGCAAACGGCGCAAAUAUCAAAUUUUACGAAUGCUUGAAAGUGGCUUGAAAGAAAUCAAAUUAUUGUAAUGUGCUGCGUCUCUGAUCUUUUCAGCUUGUUUGAUAACUUUUGUAAAUGUAUUUUUGAUUUGAAGAUGCCGAUUGAAUGAUGCUUUUAACAAAUUUGAACUUUCGUCGAGUCUGAGUCACAGUUGCCAUGGAGACGCUGCUGCGCGGCGCGAGCGGUCUGCGCCUGGAUGACAGCGUGUCCACCGUCUCAGACCUGCUGGACACAGAGCCGUCUGCCGAGGCUCUGCCGGCGCUGCUGGAGGGGGCUGAGCGACUCUGCUGCGGCUUCUCGCAUAACAGUCUGGUGAUUCAGCGCGCCCUUCAAUACCUGUCGGCCGAGCAGCCGCUGGAGGCGCUGCACUACCUCGCGGAGAGCCACUCCACCACCCUGCGACAGUACAUGAUCAUGAAGAGCUCCUGCCGACUGGUACAGUCGCAGGUCAAGUCUGGCGAUCGGGUGUCAGGCUGGCCGGCCGGCACGCAGGAGGCGCUCCUCGACUCCCGGCGCCGGCAGCUGCAGUACAAAUCGGUCCCGGAACGACGACAGGAGAUGGUUGACCUCAUCAAUCUUGUGCCACCCGACUGGACGGUGAUCCAACUCACAGCGGUACCGCGGGCUCGCAGUCGGCUGACCCGUCACGACACACCCGAGCUGGUGGUGUCCCGGUUCCAGGGCGGAGACCCCGACUCGGUGCUGCUGACGCGCGUGCCGGCGCCCGCCUCCGACCACUGCUGCUCGUUCCUCUCGCAGUUUGAGGCGAUGUUAGCCGACAACGGUUCGAUUCAGCGCAGUCUCUCCAAUGACCGGCACAAGUACUGGGCAGAGCGCGGCCUGCUCGACGAGAGGAUGAAGUCGAUCGUCCGGAGUAUGGAGGUAGCCUGGCUGGGCCGACACGCCUACCUGUUGGCCGGCUGUCUGCUGCGUCCGCAGCACCGGCGCGCCGUCGCCGAGACGGUGGCCGCUCUGCCGGCCUCUCUGAGCGGCGAGCAGCGCGCGCGGCUGGCUCUGCUGGCGGCCCGUCUCCCGGAGACCGCUGGUGACCUGGCGGACGGCGUGGCGGCGGCGCUAGGCCCGUCGGCGCCUUCUGAGCUCCGGCGAACCGUCACUGAGACGCUGGCGGAGCGGCGCGAUGAUCUGGAGGACGCGUCGGCGGGGGCGCGCCGCGGUCAGGUGCUGCUCGUGCUGGACCGCGAGGUGCAGCGCUACCCGUGGGAGACGGUGGCCGGCCUGGCGCUGGGACCCGCCUGUCGCCUCCCGUCGCUGGCUAUCCUCGGUCUGUGUCUGACCAGCCGCAACCAGCGGCCCGCGCCCCUGCCGGCCGCCGCUGGCGCCACCUACAUCCUGAACCCGGCCGGCGACCUGGUGAACACGGAGCAGCGCAUGGGACCGUUCCUGGAGCAGCGCGGCUGGAACGGUAUCGUCGGACGGCCGCCCACGCUCAAAGAGUUCUCUGCGGCGCUCACCGAGGGACAGGUCAUGGCGUACUGCGGCCACGGCAGCGGCAGCCAGUACCUGCCGACGGAGAAGCUGCGCGCGCUGCACUGUAACGCCGUGGCGCUGCUGUUCGGCUGCAGCAGCGGUCAGCUGGUGCAGCCCGGGCCGACGGCCGACCCGCACGGCUCGGUGCUAGCCUACCUGAUGGCCAACUGCCCAGCGAUUCUGGGUAACCUGUGGCCGGUGACAGAUAACAUGCUGGACACGUACUCCAAGGCCGUCAUUGAACAGUGGACAGACGGGCCCAGUGGCCGCAGUCUGCCGGAGGCGGUGUCGGCAGCGCGCAGCUCAGUCACCUCCUGGUUCAUGGCGGCAGCGCCGGUCGUGUACGGCCUGCCCGUCACUGCCGACCACAUCCGACCUCGCCAGCCCGAGACCCCCUGUCCAGCCGCACAGAAAGCGGGCGACACCUCCCGGCUGGAUGCUGCUGGUGACCGGUCCAAACUGGACGCCAGUGUCAACAAGUCCAAGCUAAAUGCUACCAUGGAACGGUCGAAGGUGGGGCGGGGAGAGGACCGGCUCGGACUAGAUGCCACCGCUGACAGCUCGAAACUGAACGCUCUCACCGACCGAACCAACAUGACGGGAGUGCUGGACGGCUCGCGUGUCGGCCUGCUGGAGGCGCUGGACAGAGAUGAUAGGGCGACAGAGAAGUCGCGUGCCGACACGACGCGGGAUAGUGUUAGCACGGAGCCUCCCCUGGAUCGCACCCAGUCGGAGAAGGCGUCACAAAAGGAUCCUGCGGAGAGCAAGAAGACCGCGGCGCGGGGCCCGACGCGGAUACCCACCAAGGUGGGGUCUGGCACCGCUAGGAGCGCGGCCGGCACGGGGCGACCGCGCAGCGCCGGACGGGGUGGAAGGAGAGCGGCAGCGACGGCAGAGGUGGCUGGCGCUGCCGAGACCAAAACGACGGCCCGACCGCAGCGCGCCAGCCGCAGAAUAUGAAUCAGCUCGUAGGCAGGCUCUGUCGCCUCGACGCGGCGGGAUGAUGAAUGACAGUACUCUUGUGUGAACCUGCUCAUCGUGAUUUUUAAGUGACGCAUCCGCUGCGUUGCGCUCCGUGGUGUAUCCCCGUUUUAGCGCGAUGUAGUGACUGUUACAUUUCGACUAUGCAUCGCAGACGUUAGCCACCGAGUGCAGUUUUAAUUCAUGUUAUAGUAAACGGCACAUCGAGUAUAGUCGAGUGUAUUUGUAAUGGUGUUCAUAGCUUAGCCGUUUACGAUACACGAUUCACGAUGGCGCAAGCACCCCAAAGACUUACAGGCGCAAAGAUUCACAGUACGAUCCGUCGAUUCACGCGGUCCUUAUUCUAGCGGAUCCCGCACGCAGUGUUUACGGUUUGUGUCUGCUUGUAAUGCGUAUCGUAUACGCUCAGUUUGCAGUACUUAAGUCCUAAACGUUAGUAUCGGACGGGGCGAACCUGCUCGUGCCCCGCUCCGAUGACAUUUCACAGCGCGUCAAUAACUUAGGACCCUCCUGACUCCACUACCCUCACCCAGCGGAAGCCUGCCCUCAAAACCCCCUACCCAUCCACUUAUUAACCCUCAUCAUAGGUCUCCAGCACAUCCUUCAGAUGGUCAUUGUCCUUCGGCGCCUUGUUCUUCCGCUUUCCUCCGCGAGACUUGCGCUUGGGCGGCACCAGCUUCUUCAGGCCGUGGUCAUGCAUCGCCUGGAGACCCUGGCGCUCCAGGUACUCCUCGAUCUUCUCGUCAUCGACGCCGCGGACAGGCACGCUGCGCCACAGCUUGGCGAGCUCCUCGUCCACCUGGAAGCGGGCCGUGCGGUCGUUGUAGAAGAUGACCUUCUUCUUGUCCUGCGGCCGGACGAUGUAGGUGAUGUCGUUGGCUAUUUGCUGAAAAUGGAGAAGGGAAAAGAUCAGUCGCUGGCCGGGGAUACUUGUAUUAUACAUGGGUUUUUGUAGCGGUGUUACAACCCAUACGGCGGUGGAAUUGUUUCAGACCAAAUCGACGCACGUACAAAAUACAUAUAUCACGAUGAA
Molecule: messenger RNA, 3778 nt
Organism: Amphibalanus amphitrite
Lineage: Eukaryota; Metazoa; Arthropoda; Thecostraca; Balanomorpha; Balanidae
Product: separin-like
Exons: 9
Coding region: 433-2724 (763 amino acids)
Biological process (GO): proteolysis; meiotic chromosome separation
Cellular component (GO): centrosome; mitotic spindle; cytoplasm
Molecular function (GO): cysteine-type endopeptidase activity
Source: RefSeq, a predicted model, not a curated record